CACACACACACUCCUCCCUGAUGGCUACGAAAUGCUCUUUCACCUUUAUUUUCAGAAGGUGAUCCUCCUUCUUUACUGCACAGCUUUGCUGUGGGGAUUUCCUCUUUCUGCAUUAGCGAUUAGCUCUAGUUCUUCAGCAGCUGGAUGGAGGAGAGCAGAAGCAUGCUGGCCGGGGAUCAGCUUUAUUACAGACGGGAAAGAGACUGUAGACCGCAGCCCUGAACAUCCAUCCAUUCGCUUCAUCUCUACCCAUUCCUCCAUCCCUCCCCAUGCCCCGUUAGCGGAUUAGCAGCACCUCUUCUCUCCCAGCAUGACUUCGGUGUGGAAGAGACUGCAGCGGGUGGGCAAAAAAGCCACCAAAUUUCAGUUCGUGGCUUCAUAUCAGGAGCUUGUUCUGGAAUGUACGAAGAAAUGGCAGCCAGACAAACUGAGGGUUGUGUGGACAAGAAGAAACAGACGCAUCUGUUCAAAGCUGCAUGGUUGGCAGCCGGGGAUUAAAAACCCAUACAGAGGGAUGGUUGUGUGGCCGGUGCCCGAAAAUGUGGACAUCACAGUUACAAUCUUUAAGGAUCCUCAUGCAGAUGAAUUUGAAGACAAGGACUGGACUUUUAUUAUUGAAAAUGAGACAGCAAAGGGUCACCGGAAGGUUCUAGCAUCAGUGGAUGUGAACCUGAAGAAGUUUGUGAGUGCGACAGUGACACAGACAGACCUGAGCCUGAGGAUGAAGCCUCUGUCGGUUAAAGUGGUAGAGGCCACGCUCAAACUCUCACUGUCCUGCGUCUUCCUCAAAGAGGGAAAAGCUACUGAUGAAGACAUGCAGAGUGUGGCCAGUCUGAUGAGCGUGAAGCCACUGGAUAUUGGAAACUUGGAUGAUUUUAAUGAAAGUGAUGAGGAUGAGGAUAAACAAUCCAGUACAGCAGCCAUCACAGCUUCCUCUGGUUCUGACCAGUCAGCAUGUAGCAUGGAGAAAAGGCCCUCAAUAAAGAGUUCAUCAGCUACAGGCAAUGUUGUCUCUAUGUUGGGUAUUUCUAAAGGGUCCCUUCAGAUCCGUCCUCCUUUACCCCCUGCACCCAGUACAUCCCUCUGUCCAGCACCCUCCCCAACCACCCAUGCCAAACCUCCUCGAGCCCCAACCCUGCAAGGGGUGACAUUGCCCUCCAGCUGCACACCCCCCAACCCUCCGACUCCAAAGGGAUUGCCUUCACCCUCAUGCAUCAUUCUUACCAACCCUCCAACUGCACAGGAAUUGCCCUCACCCUCCUGUAGAACACCUACCAACCUUCCUGCUCUGAAGCAGGUGCCUUUCUCACCCCCACCAGCCUUGCAGGGGUCAUACUCAACCUUCUGCCGCACACCUCUUAAUCUGACAACUCUAAUGGGGGCAACCUCCUCAUACCCUCCACCCCUAAAGGCGCCUUUGUCCUCUCCCUUACCCACUCCAGCACCACAAGGGGUACCAUUAAGCCCCCAAAUGCCCAGCCCACCCCCAGCACUGCCCAGAAUAUUCCAGCCCCCACCUGGCUCAGCACCUGUCAGUUUCCAGAGGAGGCUCUCUGGUUCUGAAGCUCAGGAUGCCUCUGAGCCUACUCCUUUCAAACCCCCUGCAUCCCCUUCUCCACCCACACCCACCGACAGUCUCCAAGAUCUCUUUGCCCCUGCUCCUUUUUAUGUUUUUAAACCGAAGAUCAUUCAGGAAUACAUAUCUCCCUCUCCUGUUCCUUUUUAUGAGCCUUGCUCUCUGUCUCUUUCUGACACAUCAAAUCAUCCAUCUGACAUGGUUUCAGAUUUAAAUUCGCCCGAGGCUCUGCCUAAUGUUAAGAGCACUGAGGCCUGUCCACCUUUGACCCUGAGCCAGGCCGGGAAUCACCAGCGCCUCCCUCGGACUGCCGGCAGCAUCAGUAUCGCAGAGUCUUCACCAAAGACUAGCAGAGAAGAUUUUCCAGGAAAACAUAGUGCUGUUAAAGACCCAUGUCUGAAGCUGAACAGCAACCCAGGUGCUGUUUCUCCUGGAUGGAAUGUUACAGAGGUUUCUGGAUCAAAUACAGAGUCUCCAGCCCAUCCUCCUCCUCCGUGGCCUCUCUCUGUCUCAGCUUCCAAGCAGAAACCCAUGGCCUCCACUGCGGUGCUAAUUGCGAAGCAACAGGUGGCCAAGAAGCUGCCACUGACUGAUGAAGACACAGAUUUUAAGGAGUGGAUUUCCACAGUGACUCCGAAGCAUGAACCUAAAGACCUCCAACCUAUUCCAGAAAAACCUGUGACCUGUAUAUCUGCACUGAAGGCCAUUGAUGAAGAACUAUCCCUAAACACUACUGUUGUUUCAGAUAUAGCUUCGUUGGCAGAGGUCAUUGCUGCUCCUGUGCUGUUUAGAACUCAGACUAACCAUCAGGAAAAAAAACAAGCAGAACUUACUCUCUCCAGCUGGGCUAAGGUUCCGCUCUUCAUAGAGGAGAACCAAAAUGAUCAGACUCAGAAGCAAAUAUCAGAACCACCCACAAUUCUGAGUGAGGAGGCACAUGUUUGGAGCACAGAGUCAAUCAGUGCUGCAGGUGUUAACAGGUUAGAUGAGGGGAAAGCUCUGAUUAGAAACAUGCAGACAGAAAGCGGCCCCUUAGUAUUGCCCACUGUAACGAGCCCAGGAACUGAAAACCGUCCGAGGACAGAGAAGAAAACACCUCCACAGGCUUCACAGACCUGUCCGGAUGAGGGUCAGGGUGGGCAAGCUGAUUGGUCUAUAGUAGGUCAUUUGGACAAGACUGCUGUACCUGAAUCCAGUUCAAAUGAAACUCAUCUGGGUUUGGAGCCUCUGCCUAGACAAGCCAAGCCCAACACUGACCAUCAUACAGACACUUCCCUUGAGCAGUUUACCCCCACCUUUGUUCCCCAGCCCCUGGCAUCCAGACCCCAAAUCAACUCUUUAGCACAAGCUGUACAGAACUGCCCCCAGCCGUGCAGCGCUCUGGAGGACUCAGAUCUUCCUGUAAAGAGAGAGGACCCAUGGGUGACUGGAGAAAUGAUUAACGAUGACAAAACCAUGAAAUGUGACAACAGUAAGGCUGAAGCUCUGAUUGGACAAACGGUACCAGAUGGAGGAGGAAAAAACAUUGACCAGGUAGAAGACAUAAAGAAGAAUGAACCACCUGAUGAGAGAGCAGCCUUUGCUUUUGUAAAAGCACAACUGAAAAGCAACAUUGCAGAUCAGGAGCUGAAGGAGGAAGAUGAUAAAAGUGAUUUUUCUUGUUGGGUACAAUCUGUAUCUCAUGGUCCAGGUAGUCCAUCUAUCUCAUUGCCCUUAGAGAACCUUUCAUUUGCUUUAAGCACAACAUUAAGCAACACAUUUUUUAAAACAGAUCCAAAAGUUCAGGUCACACCUGAACCCGACAGUCCAAUAUGGACUAGUUUAGAAAAAAAUGUCAAGAAGAACGAAGACCAGGAGAUGAGUUCAGGCAAACUGAAAGCUCCUCAGGCUAAUCUGGAUGAAGGCUGCUCUGAAGAGGGAUUAGGGGAUGAAACCCAACCAAAGGCGCCUCAAGACUACCCUGUAAACCAGCAAAGUGAAGAUAUUAGCAAUUGCUCUUUAAGAUCCAGUGAGAAGACUACAAAUGGAGUUGCUGUUCAAACAUUCAAGAUGGAAGGUCCUGCAUUAAAAAACAGCUUUCCUGACUCUGGGGUCGGUCCGAUUGAGAACACAGAACAGAACCAGAACCUUCCACAUACUUCUCAUAAAGAUGAAAACAGUAUUUCAGAAAGAGAGGAGCUUUUACUUGAGCCGGAAUUGACCACUAUGAAGCAGAACCUUCAGCCUGAAGAGGAGUUUUCUCCUGGUUUGGUGAGGGGGAUAUUUGGAGUUUUGUACAAAGGUUAUGAGACAGUGGCUUCCAUACUGAUGCAGCCAUUCCCUGCCGAAACCAACAAACUCUAUGAUUCCGAAGCUGGGGAGGAGGAAAACAUUGAAAUUGAAAUAUGUCCACCUGAACCUUUCUGUGAUGCUGCAAUUACAAGCCCUGCAAUGGACACUGCACAACCUGUUUAUCAUGUUGAAGGCAGUAUGAAGCCUUCAGGGGGGAGCCUGGUGGAGUGUUUGAGGCUGGCAGCCUCAGAGGUUGAGAGAGAAGCAGGAUUUUUUGAGACAGGACCUGAAACAAGCACUAAUAAAAUAGCAGUUUCUGAAGAAAAGGAGAUUGAGUGUUCACCAACAAUAAAAACCCAAUCCAGGAAGGAUAAAUCACAGCCUGAAGAAACGUUAAGUGUUGAGAUCACUAAGUGUUCUCUUGUUCCAGAAACUGAUGAGAGAAUGAGUAAUAAGGAUGUGUUUGGGCUUUCCUCAACUAAAGACUUCGCUCCAUUGAAAGAGGUUGAUUUUGAUAUGAUUGCAAGUGAAGAAUGCUUAGGUAAAGCUAAUGAAGAUGAACUUCAUGAAAACAAAGAUGAAGAUUGGAUGAAAUCAGGCUUUCAGAGAAAAGAAGUUUUUCUAAGGCCAUUAAGCAUGCCUGAAGCUUUGGCAGACGAGUUAGAGUUUGAGACGGGUGAGGAGGAUGCAGGCACAGUCUGGCUGGCUGAGCUCUAUAUGAGCAAUGGCCCCAAGGAAUCUCUGCCAGUUGACCCGAGUCCAGUCCAGCUAGCAGCAAUGACUAGUAAACAGCUUGCAACAGAUGUUGAGUCACUAGCAGAGAUUCUACAAGCUACAGAUGUUCCAUUUUUUCAAAACGAGAAGAAAGAGACAACCCCGCCGGUGCCUUUACAGGAAGUUGGCCCUGAUGCUGGCAACGAAAGCCACAAGCCUGUCUCUGCUGCCAAAGCUCCAGAUUCUCUACAGGGCAACAAAUUUUUUUUUUUUACUGCAUCAGCUCCCAAGGAGGAGAGUGCUAGGCUGGGUAAAGAAGGCAUGAUAGAAACUGGUUUCUUCUUAGUAACUGAAACCACUCCUGAGGCCAGCAGGGGUGUUAAUGUAUCUGACAUAGUAAAUGACACAGAUUUGGUCGAGGCCACAUCUACAAUAUUUGAAGAACAGCCAGAUGAAGUGAAAGUUGAGAAGGAGGGUGGCUCAAGAAAGGACAUUUCUCCAAGAAGCUCAGUGGUGCCAUGGCCUCUGCCACCCUCAAAUUUGGAGAAACCUCCUGAGUCUUCAAAGAAAACUGCCAAAGAGGACCCCAAUGUUUUAGAAGAGAAACUCCUGCUGGCCAAGAUUUGUCAAAUGGCAGAGGACAUUGAAGAUAAUGAGGGAAGAAAUGAUCCACUCCUUGCUCCUGUUCCUCAUCCCAGAAAACGUCUCACUCCUUCUAAGUCUGACUUUGAACUCCCCUCAACUCCUCCUCUCCCAUGCAGGACAGAUGACACCAAACUGUCUGAUCUUUCGGAGGACCAAAAUAAUUUGACUUUGGCUCAGGCUACUGACCUUUCAGCAUCAGUGACCUCUAGUGAAGCUGGCAAAGGUGUUGCAAAGCUAAACACUAACAAAAAGAAGCCAUUUAAGACUUUUACAGCUACCACUGAGACAGCAGAAAAAAAUAAAUCAUGGGUCAUUGCAUCAACGGGUGACCAAGGCAUGUCCCUGGAAUCAGCAGCUAAUGACAAGACCAGUGACAUUUCAAAACAGACAAAAGAAAAUGUCCCCUUUACAACUCAUUUAGUAGCACAUGAACAUACCCCAGCAGAGCUCUCUGUUCAAACAAUCCAGACAGAGGAACCAGCCAUCCGAGCUCAAACUGUGGAGCUUGAUCUGAAGGUGACAAAAGAAGAGAUUCAGACACAGAAGUUAAAACUGUCUGCAGCCCAGGGUGAUUUGUCCAGUUUGCUGUCAAAAUCUUUUGGAUCAACUGUCUCAGGAGCCUCUGAACAUGGAUCUGCACAACACCCCUGGAGUCAGUCUCCCACCGAGAAUACCAACCAGGCUGCUGAUGAUCAAGAGUUAUCUCCAGCUGUGGUCCCACCUAAACGCAGUAAAAAGAUCAUUCCACCACCAGUGAGCCUGCAGGAUAUAAAACCUGGUGAACCAGAGAGAGAAUCACCAGCGUUGGAUCAGGAGGUUUUGUUUGCUCUGCCUAGUCCUGGUCUGGUGACCUCAAGCCAGUCCCUGUUGGAGUGGUGCCAGGAGGUUACUAAAGAUUAUAAAGGAGUGAAGGUCACUAACUUUAGCACAUCCUGGAGAAAUGGCCUGGCAUUCUGCGCCAUCCUGCACCAUUUUCACCCAGAGAAGAUUGAUUUUGAUGUGCUCCAACCUCAUGACAUAAAGUUCAAUAACAAAAAAGCGUUUGAUGAGUUCGCCGCUCUGGGUAUCUCUCGCCUUUUGGAACCAUCAGACAUGGUCCUGCUGUCUGUUCCUGACCGGCUGAUUGUGAUGACCUAUCUGAGCCAGAUCCGCACCCACUUCACUGGACAGGAGCUUAGUGUCCUACAGAUCGAGCACAACAGCAGCCAGUCCAGUUAUGGUGUAGCAAUGCCCCCCACCAGUCCAGACGUAGAUGCUGCUGCCAGGUUCUGCGCUGUGAGACUCCAGGUUGGAGCUCUAUCAGUGGAGACCAACAGAACCCACACACAAGGGGAAAAAGGGAAACCCAAUGGUAGCCUUGUGGCCCCUCCCAGACUCAGAAGGGUGGGCAGAGUGGAAGAGAAGACACCGGAGGCAGGGCAGACGCCAGUGGCUCCGCCAAGGCAGAAUGCAUCCAGGUCGGCCCUUAGCCAAACACAUCCAGACCACGCACAAGUAAAAGGAGACUCGAUGAGGGAACCUGAAUGUCAGGAGCAGCAAAGUGAUGAGGGUAAGUCCAGUGAGAGAGGCCCAGCUGACCAGUCAGAGCGCUGUGAAGUGGACAGUCAGUCCAGGCCGCUAGAAGAUUUUCUGCAGGACACCAGUCAGUAUGUGCUGAGCGAGCUGCAGGCCUUGGAAUCAGAGCAAAAACACAUUGACAGCAGAGCGGCUCUGGUGGAAUGCAGACUGAGGCGAAUAAUGGAGUCAGGAAGUGAUAAGGACGAGGAGGAGAAGCUGAUUCAGGAGUGGUUUAUGUUGGUCAAUAAGAAGAAUGCAUUGAUCCGGAGGCAGGACCACCUGGAGUCACUGCAGGAGGAGCAGGACCUGGAGAGGAGGUUUGAGCUGCUGACGCGAGAGCUGAGGGCCAUGAUGGCUGUAGAAGAGUGGAAAAAGAGUCAGGCUCAGCAGCUCCGUGAGCAGCUACUCUUGCAGGAGUUGGUCAGUCUGGUUAACCAGAGGGAUGAACUAGUCAGGGAUAUGGAUGCUAAAGAGAGAGGGGCAUUGGAGGAGGACGCUCGACUGGAGCGUGGUUUGGAGCUCCGGCGUCGGAAGUACAGCAACAAAGAAAAGUGUGUGCUGCAAUAAUCAGCCGACCUACAGCAGUACAUCUGAAAUACAUGCUGAAGGACCCGGUCACCAAGUUAAUAGAGCACUGGACACCAAAGAGCCUUCUGACCUCUCUCAGAAACCAGAGAAUAGCCUGAUCAUCUGGACAAUCAACAUUACACUCAGUUUUACAAGAGAACCCGCUUUAGAUAGGAACGUAUCCGUAAAAUAACCUUUUCCGUUUUAAUUUUAUCUGCUGCCAAAAAGACCUUGCACGAGGAGAGCAUCUCUGUUCUCUCUCUUCUACUCAAUUGUUCUACUGUAUUUAAGUGAGACUGUGUCAUAUGUGCUGUUUUACACUUAUCCACAUAGUACCUACUGUGUUGGGAUGUCCAGAUCCAGACACAGUUUUAUUAAAAAAGGUGUUGCCUUUAAUAAGUAGAAUGUGGUGUGAUGUUCCAAGCUUUUUUACCACUGUGUUCUAUAACCUUCUGGUGCCAUCUAGUGGCCAUUGAGAUACAUUAUUUCCAGCCUUAAGCAGUGUCCUUAUUCUGUACACAUUAAAGAAUGAUUAGAGAUACAGCAAACAUGCAAAAAGUGUUAAUAUGAAUGAGUUCUAGCAAACCACUCUGAGACCCUCUAAAGAUUAGAUUAGAUCAGUAUGAGAAAUAAGAAAUUCACUUUGAUCAGAUUUGAAUGAAUCUGAAUUAGGACAUCUCUAGUGUGAACGCUGUCCGAGAGAGGGAUUGCUUAGGUAUUCCUCUGUCCUGCACUGAUGUUCAUCUUCUUAUAGGAAUGUUAUUUUAUGAUGAAAAAAAAAAAAUAAAACAAAAAAGCUGCUAAAUGAAGAACAUUAGAGAGGCUUUUUUAGACAGUCUGUUCAGAUUAAUGUAUUUGUAUUACUUGCUGCCGUGCCUUACACGUUUGAUACAAUUUUUUUGUUUUCUUCUUUUUCAUUUAUAAACUUAUUUAUAAGAAUGUUUUAUAGAUAUAUUCAAAGUACCUUUGUUACCCUUUUCCCCGUUUAUCUAUAUUCACUGAUUUAAAGCUUGAGUUAAGAACUGCCAGAACCGUGGGUUUCAUUGUUCUGGUGGGUUUUAAUAUUGCGGUACUAUUUCUACUGUGCAAACUAAAAUCAUUUGCACCUUACAGAAUGUUGUGUUCAAUAAAACUGAAUAUUGUUUGAUCA
This is a messenger RNA of Astyanax mexicanus (Mexican tetra), 8480 nucleotides long. RefSeq names its product EH domain binding protein 1-like 1b (gene ehbp1l1b). The transcript is spliced from 28 exons. The record is from RefSeq and is a predicted model, not a curated record. The coding region runs from base 311 to 7330 and encodes 2339 amino acids. Gene Ontology annotation, molecular function: protein binding. Lineage: Eukaryota; Metazoa; Chordata; Actinopteri; Characiformes; Acestrorhamphidae.